Molecule: messenger RNA, 3224 nt
Organism: Notolabrus celidotus (New Zealand spotty)
Lineage: Eukaryota; Metazoa; Chordata; Actinopteri; Labriformes; Labridae
Gene: thbs4b
Product: thrombospondin 4b
Exons: 21
Coding region: 26-2569 (847 amino acids)
Biological process (GO): cell adhesion
Cellular component (GO): extracellular region
Molecular function (GO): calcium ion binding
Source: RefSeq, a predicted model, not a curated record
CAGCAAGUACUUUGAGUUCACUGUGAUGGGGAAACUCAACAGAGCUGUGUUACGAUACCUGCGGAGUGACAAGAGGAUGAGCUCAGUAACCUUCAACAACCUGGUGUUGGCAGACGGCCAAAUACACCGACUGUUGUUCCACCUGAAGGGGCUACAGCAGCAGGGGCCAGGAGGGGUGGAGCUGCAUCUGGACUGCAGGCUGGUAGAGACGGUCAGGGAUCUCCCAGCUGCCUUCCAGGGUUUACCAGCAGGUUACGGUACAGUGGAGCUGAAGAUCAUGCAGGCAAGAGAUCAGGAGAGUUUAGACGAGCUCAAGCUGGUGGUUGGGGACUCGUUUGAGAAUGUUGCUUCAAUACAAGACUGCCACUUCCAACAAAGAGACUCCGUCCAGAGUCUGGGGGUCAACACAAAGCAGCUGUCCAAUCAAAUGCUGGAGUUAACUAAGGUGAUAAAUGAGCUGAAAGAUGUCCUCAUUCAGCAGGUCAAAGAGACCUCGUUUCUCAGAAACACCAUCUCAGAGUGUCAGGCCUGUGGUCUGGGUGGCACUGAAGUGGUAAAACCUAGGUGUACCUCAGGUGUGUGUUUCCGUGAUGAUAUGUGCAUUGAGACAGGGGAUGGUGUGGAGUGUGGACCGUGUCCUGAUGGCUACACCGGGGAUGGUUUCAACUGUGAUGAUGUGGACGAAUGCCGGUUUAACCCCUGCUUCCCUGGAGUGAAGUGUGUGAAUACAGCCCCUGGGUACCGCUGUGACGCCUGUCCGCUGGGCUACACUGGCCUGGCAGUGGAAGGUGUGGGCAUCUUGUUUGCCCAGACCAACAAGCAGGUCUGUGAUGAUGUGGAUGAAUGCAAAGGACCCGACAACGGAGGCUGCACCGCAAACUCAGUUUGUCACAACUCUGUGGGCUCUUACCAAUGCGGCACCUGUAAGACAGGUUUCACAGGAGAUCAAAUGAAGGGCUGCAAGCCAGAGAUCAGCUGCGGGAGCAGCCUGACCAACCCCUGUGAUGUCAACGCACUGUGCUCUGUAGAGAGGGACGGGUCUAUCACUUGUCAGUGUGGAAUCGGCUGGGCAGGAAAUGGAAACCUGUGCGGAAAAGAUACCGACAUUGAUGGUUACCCGGAUGAGAAACUCAAAUGCAAAGAUCCAAGCUGUAAAAAGGACAACUGCAUCUUUGUCCCCAACUCCGGUCAAGAGGACACUGACAGAGACGGCAAAGGUGAUGCCUGUGAUGAGGAUGCAGAUGGUGAUGGUAUUCUGAAUGAACAGGACAACUGCUGGUUGAAGCCCAACGUGGAUCAGAGGAACAGUGACAAGGACAGCCAUGGCGAUGCCUGUGACAACUGUCGCGUGGUGGAGAACCCUGACCAGAGGGACACCGACAGUGACGGCAAAGGGGACGCCUGCGAUGACGACAUGGAUAAUGAUGGCCUGAAGAACUUCCUGGACAACUGCCAGCUAGUCAAGAACCCAGACCAGCAGGACCGUGACGGAGAUGGAGUUGGAGAUGCCUGUGACAGCUGCCCCGACAUCCCCAACCCAAACCAGUCUGAUAUUGACAAUGACCUGGUUGGAGACUCUUGUGACACAAACCAAGACAGUGAUGGCGAUGGUCACCAGGAUACCAAGGAUAACUGCCCGCACGUUAUCAAUAGCUCCCAGCUGGACACUGACAAAGAUGGAAUGGGUGACGAGUGUGAUGAUGAUGAUGACAACGAUGGCAUCCCUGACACCCUGCCACCGGGACCAGACAACUGCAGACUGGUACCAAACACAGACCAGACUGACGACAACAAUGAUGGAGUUGGAGAUGUUUGUGAGUCCGACUUUGACCAGGACAAAGUGAUCGACAGGAUUGACAACUGCCCUGAGAACGCUGAGGUUACCUUGACUGACUUCAGGGCCUACCAGACGGUGGUGCUAGAUCCUGAGGGUGAUGCACAGAUUGACCCAAACUGGGUUGUUUUGAAUCAGGGAAUGGAAAUUGUUCAGACCAUGAACAGUGACCCUGGACUUGCUGUUGGUUAUACUGCUUUCAGUGGCGUGGACUUUGAGGGCACAUUCCACGUGAAUACAGUGACGGACGAUGACUAUGCCGGUUUCAUCUUUGGCUACCAAGACUCAUCUUCCUUCUAUGUGGUGAUGUGGAAACAGACUGAGCAGACCUACUGGCAGGCGACACCCUUCAGAGCUGUGGCCGAGCCCGGCAUCCAGCUUAAGGCUGUGAAGUCUAGAUCAGGCCCUGGGGAGCACUUGAGAAACUCGCUCUGGCACACAGGAGACACCAAUGAUCAGGUGCGUCUGCUGUGGAAGGACCCCAGAAAUGUAGGCUGGAAGGACAAGGUGUCCUACCGAUGGUACCUGCAGCACCGCCCACAAGUUGGAUACAUCAGGGCACGGUUUUACGAGGGAACUGAGCUGGUAGCAGACUCCGGAGUGAUUAUUGACACAACUAUGAGAGGAGGACGACUCGGUGUGUUCUGCUUCUCUCAAGAAAACAUCAUCUGGUCAAAUUUGAAAUACCGCUGCAAUGACACUAUCCCAGAGGAUUUCCAGGAAUUCAGCAAUUAGUACGCCGUCAGCUCACUCUGAAGAUGACCCCAGAACUCUAAAUAAUGCUGUGUGCGGUUGUGCAAGUGUAUGUGUGCGAGUGCCAGUUUGAUUGUCUAUCUUUGAUUGAUGUGUACAGUUUCUGUGCAUUUAUGAACACAAUUUUUGUACUGUAUGUGCCUAUUAUCAUGUCUGUUAUUUUCCCAACCAAUGCAACACAAUACAGAAGUAUAGCCAUGUGUUAAAGAAAUAACUUGAAGAAUACUUUAACACAUGGCUAAUAAAUGUAUGGACUUCAUUGCAUAUAGUUCGAGAACAGCAGCCCAUCUACCAUUGCAUAUUAAAGUGUUUUAGCAACCAUUUGCAACAUGGUUUUAAGAGUACUUUCAAGAAUAUAUUCAAAGAGCUGGAGGAGGAGCCGAGUCUGCUUUGGAUCAACCUCAUCCUGACAUUUUCUACAUUUUGAUCACGCACAGGUUGUAUUUGUUGUUAUACUUUUACUCCUUUUUUGGGAGAAGUUGAACAGACUGCCUUGUCUCACUUACUGUAGAUGAUUAAUUUAAAGCUCACUGCAGCUUUGUUUUCUCUUUACAUAAUUUGUCCUUAAGAUAUUGAUCGUUUUAUAUUGAUGUAGUCAUGAAUCUGGUUAAAUAAAGGGCUUCACAAUAUACUGAAA